This is a messenger RNA of Kwoniella mangroviensis CBS 8507, 699 nucleotides long. RefSeq lists its product as uncharacterized. The transcript has 2 exons. The record is from RefSeq and is a predicted model, not a curated record. Lineage: Eukaryota; Fungi; Basidiomycota; Tremellomycetes; Tremellales; Cryptococcaceae. Bases 1 to 699 code for a protein of 232 amino acids.
AUGCCUUUCAGUCGUUAUGUCGAGAAUUUCUCCCGCUUCUUCACUGAUCGAUACGGACAAGGCCGUGAUGAGGAGGGCCGGACUCUGCAGGAGAGUUUGACACAGCUACACCGCCUCAUCCAAGCAGGUCGAAUUCAUCCAGGAAUUCUUGAAGAAGCAAGUAGAUCCGACUUUUUGAAUGGAUCUCGAAGAGCUCCACCUGAAUUGAGCAGCCCUCCUGCUCCCGGGGGUGCGCAACGAAGGAGACAUACCUUCGAGGGGCCCACUCCUACCGAGGGUCCUGGCGAGCGACACCAAGCCCCUUUUCCUACCAACGAUGAGUACUACGAUAAUCAAGAUUACUCUGAUGACGUUUAUGGGGACUUUGAUAAUGACAACUAUGACUACGACAGUGAAGAGGGACCGCCACCUCAUACCUUCCGACGCAAUGUGACAAACCCCUCCAGAGAACCGGUCAGAAGCGCAACUUGGUCUUUCGGCAUCGGACCAGAAAGCUCAGUCAAUCCAGGUCUAGAUGGUUCGAUACGUAUCACACCAUCCAUGACUUCGAACGGGCAGUUUUUCCAACAAGGUGACUCACACCGACAUCAUGUCAACCUGCCACCUGGAUUCGGAGAUGGCUAUGGCCAGUCACGACCCUUUGCGGGAAGGGGUUACAUGCGUGCGGCCAACAACCCCAGAUACUUUGGUGGUGGCUAG